AUGGUCGCAAAAACUUUUGCAGAUAAAUUAAUGCAUGUUUGGACUGGAUGGGAGAUCCGAGUACUGGUUUUAGUCAGCCUUUUAUUACAAGUAAUUCUUGUUGUAUUUGGUUCUCGAAGAAAGCUUACCACAAGAAUAUGGAUCAGGAUCAUUGUUUGGGCAGCAUACAUGUCAGCAGAUUGGGUUGCAACUGUUGCAUUGGGCAAUCUUGCCACACUGGGUGGAUAUUGUGGACAAAAAUGUUUGAAACCAAAUGAUUUACUUCAAUCUUUUUGGGCACCAUUCCUUCUGUUGCACCUCGGCGGUCCAGAUACUAUAACAGCUUAUGCCUUAGAAGACAAUGAAUUAUGGCUAAGGCAUCUACUUGGCCUUAUUGUUGAGGUUGGAGUUGCAUUCUAUGUGUUCUCGAGGUCAGGGGGUGACACUACCCUCACAUUUAUAGCCAUUCCAGUGUUCAUUGCUGGCAUUAUAAAGUAUGGGGAGAGGACUUGGGUGCUUAGGUCAUCUAGUGCUAAACAUUUUAGAAGUUCACUGCUCUCAGCUCCGGAUGCCGGGCCUGAUUAUGUUGAAUUUGUGGAAAAUAGAGAUGGCAAUGAUAGGGACCCUGUGGCACUAACGGUUUUACCACAUGAAGAUGUGAAGUCAAAUGAUUAUCUUCAUCAAGCUGGAUAUUUGUUCAAGAGAUUCAAAUAUUUAUUUGCGGACCUUAUCCUUGGCUAUUAUGAGCGAACAGAUUGCCACUCUAUAAUUAGCAACAAGUCACCAGAAGAAGCCUUCCAGUUGGUAGAAGUUGAGCUUUCAUUUCUGUAUGAUUUGCUCUACACUAAAGCAAAUUUUGUGUACUCCUGGUUUGGGAUCUUGCUUCGCGUUAUCAGUUUCUUGGCAUCUGUUUCUGCAUUGGUUACCUUCUCGAUUCUUAUAUUUUUUAAGCAAAAUGGAUAUUCAACAGCCGACAUCACCAUAACUUACAUACUACUAUUUGGAGCUGUUGUUUUGGAGGUUUAUGCACUCGUCAUCCUUACUUACUCUGAUUGGACAAUGUUGUUCCUCACUAGAUUUGGAAUGGGCCCUUCUAAACAACCAACAAAUGUUAAGAGGUGGCCAAGAAUCAUAUCCCAGUACAAUAUCAUGGAUGUUUGCCUAAGAGAGGCUAUCACCCCUCGUUGGAUUGGAUUUCAAAAGUCUCUUGGCAUAUAUGAAAUAUCCGAGAAGAUGAUGAAUGUAACUUGGCAAGGUGUGGUUCCUGAACUGAAAGAUCUGAUCUUCCAACAACUAAAAGAGAAAAGUAAGAGAAUCGAGGAUAACCUAUAUGACAUCAACUUAUGCAAGACAUUAUUAACACACAGAGGUGAUCAUGUGCUUAAAGAAAUCAAAUGUGAUAAGCAUCUUGAGUGGAGCACAGUUGGGGUAGAAUUCGACCAUAGCCUUCUUCUUUGGCACAUUGCUACUGAACUCUGUUACUAUGAUGAUCUUACGAGAUUCAACCACCCUAGUAUCACAAAAUCUAGCAAAAUCAGUAAAUGUUUAUCAGAUUACAUGCUUUAUCUUCUUGUCAUGUGUCCAAAUAUGCUGCCAAAAGGCAUUGGUGAGAUAAGAUACAGAGACACCUGUGAGGAGGCUGUUCGUUUUUUUAAACGAAAGAAAGAGGUAAUUAAGAAUCAUAUAGGUAAAGCUUGUUAUGAGUUACUUCGAGUUAAAACUGAAAUCUCAUUGGAAGAAGUAAAAGGAGAUAGAUGCAAAUCGGUUCUCUUCUAUGGCAAUAGGCUUGGAAAGCAACUGCAGGCACUUAAACCAGAAGAUCAGAGUAAUUGGGGAUGUGAUGAGAAGUGGGAGAUGAUUAACAAAGUGUGGGUGGAAUUGCUGGCCUAUGCUGCAGUCCAUUGUGGGUGGAAAGAACAUGCCCAACAACUCAGGAGAGGUGGCGAACUGCUCACUCAUGUCUGCCUUCUUAUGGCACAUCUUGGCUUAAGUGAUCAAUACCAGAUUCAAAAGCAGUUCAUUCACCAGCCUAACCGACAAUUCUUUGAGGCAUUAUUUCUCAAGGCAUACAAGAAACCACGGUCCGAGUGCUUUCUGUGCUCCUUACGUUGUCUUCUUUGCAUUAGUGAUCGCAGUUGCUGCUGCAACAAAGACUCGUCUUAA
Messenger RNA from Gossypium raimondii (Peruvian cotton), 2142 nucleotides. RefSeq lists its product as hypothetical. The coding region runs from base 1 to 2142 and encodes 713 amino acids. The transcript has a single exon. The record is from RefSeq and is a predicted model, not a curated record. Lineage: Eukaryota; Viridiplantae; Streptophyta; Magnoliopsida; Malvales; Malvaceae.